AUUUAAUAAAAAUAUACAAAUUAUAAUACUGUAUUAUUAGUAUUAUUAUUAAUAUUAUUGUAUUGAUGAUAAGAAUCUGACUAACGGCCUAUCCAGAUAAACCUGCAUCUUGCAUGUAAAGGUAAAGGUAUUGCACAAUGCCGUAAGACUUUGGAUCCAUCUUCAUGCACUGUUUCCCAUUGUGUUAUAUCAAAAUGAUCCUGAAAUUGUGUCAACAUUAAUCAAUGUAUCAUUGUAAGUAUGGCACGUACAUGAGAGGCAAUAAAAAUAUUUCACCUCACAAACGCAGCUGGAAGCUUUAGGUUGCCAAAAUCUCCGUCUAGUCCUCGACACCCAAACGCCUCUCAGGAUCUUUAAGAAUGCGAAAGAGCUUCUUUCUCUGACCUUCCCGAACAUUGCAACCCUCUACUUAUAGGUACGACCCAUUUCAACUACACAUAAAAAACAGUGGUAUGAUAGAUGAUAUUUAUAUGAAUAGUCUUAUAAAAUUCUAUUGUAAAUAAAAAGUAAUAAUAUAUGUACAUAUAUACAUAUACAUACAUAGCAAUAACAACACAGAGGCACAAACUAACCUCUCAUUAAAACUAUGAUUAUAGUUUUACAUAUACUGAGAUAAAAUAAGACAAAAAUAUAUAUAAAUAUAAAAAUAUAACUCUAUAUUAUAAACUUCUAAUAUUAUACAUUAUAUCUAAUAUUACAUAAAAUAAGAUUUUACCUUAUAAUUUCUGAUACAUUCCCUUAACCUACUGUUCAGCAUCAGCACAGAGCACUCUUCCCUCUUCCUCGCCUAGCGUGGGUACGCAAUGGCGAAUAAAUCACGUGAUUCAAGUAACCAAUCAAAAUUGUGUUCGCCAUUGGCGAAUCUUUUAUUAUAAGUCUUUAAUAGUGCUAGGCUGUACGCAGUUAUAUGUUUGGUAUAAGAAAACUGAGAUAAGUACUCUAAAUGUAAAAUUGCUAAGAUUUUUAUUAUAAAUUUGCAUUUAUUGUCAAAUGCUUGUCGUUAUACUCCAUAUUGUUUCCGGUAAAUCAUUGUUGCCAGCGCCACCAUUUGGUACUACAUUUCUGACAGAUUUUCGCCUCACUUUUGGAGGCGAAAUCAAGCUUAGUUCGGUCUUCUAGUUCUAGUCUUCAUAGUUGCAAAGAUGCUUUUCUGUUGAACACAGUCAUUGAUUUAUUCGAUGUGUUUUAUAUCUUAAUAACUAAUUACAUUUAAUGCUAAUGUUUUAGAUAUGUGAUCCAAAUUUAAAAAUACUCAAUGUCAAUGCAAGAUAUCCUGGAGCACGACACGAUGCGUAUACAUAUAUGGAGUGCUUCUGCUGCGCGACGAGUCAUGGAACGGGCAUACAAUCGUGGUGAACGACGAACAUUUCUUAUUGGUGAUUCAGGUUAUCCUUUAGAACCGUGGCUAUUAACUUCUUUGCCUAGAGAACCAGAAGGAACUCCACGUUUCAUGUAUAAUGAAGCGCUGUGUAGUGCAAGAAAUUGUAUUAAACGUCUCUUUGGUGUAUUAAAGUCUACUUGGAGAUGUCUUUCUCGACACAGAUUUUUGCAAUAUGAGCCUGGGUUUGCUGGAAGAAAUGUUAACGCUUGCGCAGUCCUCCAUAAUAUGCGGAAUGCUUACAGUAUAUUUGAUGAUGAUAAUAAUGACCUAUUUGAUGAAAUUCAUAAUGAACAUAUAUAUGAAAAUUAUGAUGAUGUUGAUAGCGUUCGUGAACCUCUUGCUAUCGCACGACGCAUGCAAGAUCGUUUAAUAGCAGAAAGAUUUGGUAGAUAACGUACAAAUU
Molecule: messenger RNA, 1784 nt
Organism: Monomorium pharaonis (pharaoh ant)
Lineage: Eukaryota; Metazoa; Arthropoda; Insecta; Hymenoptera; Formicidae
Product: putative nuclease HARBI1
Exons: 2
Coding region: 1256-1774 (172 amino acids)
Source: RefSeq, a predicted model, not a curated record